Messenger RNA from Lates calcarifer (barramundi perch), 3395 nucleotides. RefSeq names its product beta-secretase 2 (gene bace2). The record is from RefSeq and is a predicted model, not a curated record. Lineage: Eukaryota; Metazoa; Chordata; Actinopteri; Centropomidae. Gene Ontology annotation, molecular function: aspartic-type endopeptidase activity. Bases 317 to 1846 code for a protein of 509 amino acids. The transcript has 9 exons. Gene Ontology annotation, biological process: membrane protein ectodomain proteolysis; amyloid-beta metabolic process. Gene Ontology annotation, cellular component: membrane; trans-Golgi network; endosome.
UGUUUUCUGUUUUGGUUAGCUUGACGGUGUCGGAGGAGUGGAUGGAGGCGAAACGUCUUGGAAAAGUCUUUCGAGUCCAGACAAACACAGUUGUUUCAGUUUCAGGCAUACUGUGUUAACAUGUCAGUAUGUUUAGAUCCUUCUUGAUGGUGAAGAGGCAGCGUUUCCAUGAUGGCGGUUACCGCAGCACAGGCGUUUCUAUGAUGGCUAAACUGAAAACUUAAGGAGCAAACUUCGAACGAGGAGCUGGAGUCUUUUCCUAAACUUUCCCUGCUGUCAGUUUAAAAAAAGAAAGAAAAAAACAACUAACACCAUUAUGGCACACACUACUUCGGUUUCGAUAUGGGCCUUUGCUUUUAGUUUAUACUUCGGCGUGUCCAAGUGUCACUUUACCAUACCACUGAAAAUAUACCCAGGGACGUACAAUGUAUCCUCGGCUGUGGAUUUGACUCCUGUGCGGCGGGUGGCGUUAACCUCUGAUGGAAACGGCCUCUCUCUGGCCUCUGAUCCAACUGGAACAGUGAACUUUCUGGACAUGGUGCAAAACUUACAAGGGGACUCUGGAAGGGGUUACUACAUAGAAAUGUCUGUUGGUAGUCCCGGUCAAACGCUAAACAUCCUGGUGGAUACAGGCAGCAGUAACUUCGCUGUGGCUGCAGCCCCACACCCGUUCAUUACUCACUACUUCAACACUGCACUCUCCACUACCUACAAGUCAGCUGGUCGGACUGUAGCUGUCAGGUACACCCAGGGCAAUUGGGAAGGUGAACUGGGCAUCGACCUCAUCUCCAUCCCCAAAGGUCCAAAUGGGACCAUGAGCAUCAACAUAGCUGCCAUCCUGUCGUCUGAGGGCUUCUUCCUUCCUGGGGUCAACUGGCAGGGAAUCUUGGGGCUGGCCUAUCCCAUGCUGGCACGGCCCGACUCAUCUGUGGAACCCUUCUUCAACUCUGUGGUGCAGCAGCUGGGAAUUCCUGACAUCUUUUCCCUCCAGAUGUGCGGUGCUGGACUGUCAGCCAGCAGUGCAGCAGACCCCGCGGGUGGCAGUCUUAUCCUGGGAGGGAUUGAACCAACUCUGUAUCGGGGGUCGGUGUGGUACACCCCCAUAAUAGAAGAGUGGUAUUACCAAGUGGAGGUUUUGAAGCUGGAGGUUGGCGACCAGAAUCUGGACCUGGACUGCAGAGAGUAUAACAUGGAUAAAGCUAUAGUUGACAGUGGGACGACACUGCUGCGACUUCCUGUCAACGUCUUCAAUGCAGUGGUAGAAGCCAUCACACACAGCUCUCUGAUCCAGGACUUUUCUUCAGGGUUCUGGGAUGGCACCAAGCUUGCAUGCUGGAUGAAGGGAGAGACCCCCUGGAGGUUUUUCCCCAAACUGUCCAUCUAUCUGAGAGCCACAAACACCAGCCAGUCCUUCCGUAUCACCAUCUUGCCUCAGAUGUACAUCCAGCCAAUCACAGACGUGGACGGCACACUGGACUGCUUCCGUUUUGGACUGUCGUCGUCAGCUAAUGGUCUUGUGAUUGGCGCUACUGUCAUGGAAGGCUUCUACGUGGUGUUUGACCGUGCUCAGCGGAGACUGGGCUUCGCCCUCAGCAGCUGUGCAGUGAGCGGUGGAGUGGCUCUGUCAGAGAUCGCGGGACCUUUCUCGGCAGCAGACGUGGCAGCCAACUGCUCCAGCGGGCCGCUGAAGGAGCCUCUUCUGUGGGUCAUCUCCUAUGCCCUGAUGGCGGUCUGUGCCGUGGUCCUCAUCAUCCUGCUGCUCCUGCUCAUCCUUCCCUGCCGACGCAGAGACCACUCCGGGGAGAUAACUGAUGAAUCCUCGCUGGUCCGCCACCGCAUCAAGUGACUGAGAGUGAGCGGAGGGGUGAGCAGGAUGAACGGGCAGGGAAACAGUGAGCAGAGCCCGUCCACAGAGGUGGAGAAAGGGGUGAGGCUCGGCAUGCACCGAACAGUAACACUCGGCUCUGAGUGUCUGACCAACUCUAGACUGCACUCAUCAGCUUGGCCCGUAGAGGUAGACACAGACAGAUCAACUGCCUCUUAAAGGGAAAAUCCACCUUAAAACACAGCUGUUGGUGUUUCCUGUUUACCUUUCUUAUUCUCACUGAUAAUUCAUGCCAUGUCAUAUGUAGACACUGUGACACAGAGAAAGACAUCAAGCAUAGAAGAAGUAGUUCAUAAUGCCAUGUAGCCACAGGGCAGUUUUUAGUUAUGGGUACUGCUCUCUCCAACUACAACCAAGUUUGUGAGCACAUUCGAUCAAGUUCAGCCUUCAGCUCUUGUGGCUGGCUGUCCAAAGGUAUUUUGGGAAAUGUAGGACAUCACUAGCACAAACAGAGGUGAACCAAACUAUGCAACACUAAUAAUUCCUGACAUGCACUAGAACACCACACCAGCAGUGACGCAUAGAAGUGCAAUAUCUACGGGUGGAGUCUCUUCCUUACAGAUAAUCACAGGACUGCGGGUGCGGAGCAGAGUAUGUACAUGGUCAACAACCACUGGUGCAUUCUUGAACAAUGAAAACGUUACUGAUACUGUCAUUUCCAGGCAAACUGUGUGUCAUUCAUCUCCAAGGGCAUAGGACCUCUUUAAAUGUGCCUUUACAGUAGAGCGUCAACUCCAAACCUCCAGUCUUCUAUGGAGUCAAAUUAAUGUGUAUGUCUAUUGAAGUUAAGGGGAAAAGCUGCUCAAUCAAUCACUGUUAAAUAAGAAGAAUAUUACACACGUUUACAGUGCCUGUAGUGCCUUUAAGUCUCAGUUCACUGCUCAUAUGGCGGCUUUGUGAACAGUUGGAGACUUAUUCUGCUGAAUUGCACUUUUUUUUCUUGUAAGUUGAUCAAAAGUAUAAUAUAAAGUCAAAGAUCAAUAUUUCUGGAUCUGCAAUUUGUUGUAUUAAUGUAAUUUUACUAAUUCUGCAUACAUCCAAGUUUAUAUUUAAAUUUCUUUGAAUGUGAUUGUAUUAUUCUUCCAAAUCUUUUCUUUUUAGACUCAAGGGUGCAUAUUCAUAUUUCACAUUUUAUACAAAUCAAACACUAAAUUAGAUGGCAAGAGAUUUUUGUAAACUGAUUCAUUGGAAACACAUGCAGCUUUCCAGCUGAAGCUCAGUGACCUGUUAGCAAUAAAAAGUUAUUAAAUGCCAUGUUAAUGCCAUUAGUGACAGCUUCAUGUAUAGAAGUCAGUGAUGAAACGCGGUCCACCACUGAGACUGUGCUGCACAACCAAUCUGAAACUAGCACGCUUUGGUUCGUGAGUAUCACCGUCUGCCAAAAUUUAAUGUUGAAUCAAAUUGUCAAAUUAAAGAUACACUUGAAUCUUUGAAUGUUGGCUUAUUUAUAAGUGUAUUUUUCUGUGCCAAAAUUGUACUUGUGCUGUAAAUAAAACAACUUGUGACCAAA